UCACCUGACCGGUCUGGGAAAACCUUUCGUCGCUGGUAACAGAAGGAAGGUUUACAGUGGAUUUUCCAUUGGUGUCUCAGAUGUGCAUAAAUAUUAAAAAUGGUUGAACCUAAAGAAAUCUCAAAAACUAGUCAAGGGUUGUCUGUUGUUUGCCAGUCUGACAUUGUAUUUUCCCAUCCUGGAGAUGAUGUUGUUCUGUCAUGUCAUCUUAAGCCGGCUAUCAGUGCUGCUUCAAUGGAGAUUCAGUGGUGGCAUAAGGAGGAUCCAGUUUUCCAUUAUAAGAAUGGACAGAUGACAGUGAACAUAGACUUUGAGGGUCGAGUGAGUCUCCCGUUGCAAGAUCUACAAAAUGGAAAUGUGUCUUUGACUCUCAGAGAUAUCAGGAGUUCACAGAAGGGCCUCUAUAUUUGUGAAAUCACCCAUGAAAGUCAGUCAAUACAAGAUACUGUUUUUCUCCAUAUCAGCUCUGAAGACUUUAGACUUGUCACUCCUGUUGGAACGGUAUCUGCUGACCCUGGAUCAGACGUCAUCUUACCUGUUCAUCUCUCACCUGAAACCAGUGCUGUGCCCCUAGACAUUAGAUGGUUCAGAGGGACAGAGCUCAUUUAUCAGUAUAAGAACAGAAAGGAGAAAACAAACUUUGAGAACCGAGUGAGUCUGUUCACCCAGGAGCUGGAGAGAGGAAAUCUUGCUCUGACUUUGAGAAAUUUUCAGCCAGCAGAUUCAGGAGACUAUACAUGCAAAGUCUUUCAUGAUGGAUGUCUGCAAACAGGAACAGUUCACCUGCAAGUGAGAGAGAUUCAGAGGUGUGAUGAUGCUAGAUUGAGACAUCUCCACAGUGUGCUACAACAAGUACAGAAUGAUAUUCUGCUACAAAAAGCACAACUACUGCAGGGAACCAUAAAUUUGCUUCAAGAAACACUCAAUGAAGAUGAAAUGAGAAAUAAUGCCUUUGGCCCUGCUCCUAGACGUUCAAACAGUAGGGAAGGAAUUCCUCCUCUCAUGGGAGAUGAUGGCAUGCACCAGACACGCACAAUGGAGGCGGGCAGUGUUGUGUUUGAGCGAAAUUUCAAUAUGCACAUUACCAGCAGAACACAUUCAAGUGCACCAAACAUGGCUAGACAUGAUGGUGGUCAAAACAGAAGACGAACAAGUGAAGGGAAUAUUACCACUCAACAAGAGCUGUCACGGCUAAUUCUACAAACACAGAAUCUCCUAAGAAAUAUCAGAGAUGAAUCAACCAUUGUACCUACAAGUGCUAGGACACAUGCACAGGAGAACCCUGGAACAUCAAUACAAAGUAUUGCCACAGAACAAAAGACAUCCUCCUCGGCUGUACAAUCACAGGUACAAGAAAGAGAAAGACCAUCAGAAUCAGUCAUGACACUAGCAGGAGAAUCAACACGAACAUCAGAGAGGCCAGAAGACGGAAGGCAAAGGACUCAACAAAGAAAUGAAAAUAUAAAGAAAACCUGUCAGAUUAUGUAAUUAUUAAACACAAAGUAGGAGAUAUACAAAUAUUACUAGUCUAUUGGGGUUAAGCAUGUAAAUAGAACAAUCUUAAUCUCUUAUUUAAUGUCAUGUUUGAGUAGACUGGAAUCAAAUUAGACGCAUGUUAAUUAUUCUCAUGUCAAUUAUCUCUGGUAAUGUUCAUCCAAAUCCUGGGCCAGCUAACUCAGUUACUGCCCGGCUGUCAUUUGGUGAAUUUUGUGAACGUAAAUCAUUGGGUUUUUUACAUGUAAAUAUCUACAGUCUGUUAAACUCGCCACAUGUGGCACUGAUGCUAGGGCAUUCUGGAAAACAGUCAAGGUAAUGGAAAAUAAAGUUAUUUCCCCUCAUUUACCAGUUUCUAUGUUAUUUAAUGACAAUAUUACUGAGAAGUCUCAGAUGGCCUCACUUCUAAAUCAUCACUUUAUUAAUGCAACCCAUACAGUUUCAAUGGCAAACCCUAAUCCAGUCUCAUUGGACACUUCAGUUACAACCUCAGCAGAUGUCCAACUUUCUCCACCAAGCAACAGUGACUUCUCCUUUAUGCCUCUCUCCACCUCUGAAGUCCAGAAUGAACUCACCAAGCUGAGUACAAACAAAUCUGCUGGCCUUGAUGGUCUUGAUCCCAUGUUCUUAAAAGCAGCAGCCCACAUUAUUGCCGCUCCGGUCACAAGACUAUUUAACAUGUCCCUACAGCCAUAAUUUUUCCCCUCUUCAAAGGGGGUUCUAAAUCUGACCCAAAUUGUUAUCGCCCAAUUUCCAUCCUACCAUGCCUUGCCAAAGUUCUGGAGAAGCUUGUUCAAAAACAGUUAAAUGAUUUCCUGGAUAAGAAUCAUAUAUUAUUUGACAUGCAAUCUGGUUUUCGAACGGAACAUUGGUGCAUAACAGCCACUACAAAGGUCCUUGAUGAUGUAAUUACAGCAUUAGACAGCAAGCAGGUCUGUAUUGCCACCUUUAUAGACCUUGCUAAUGCCUUUGUCUCUGUCGACCACAGCAUCCUUUUAUAUAAGCUUUCCAGUAUUGGUUUGUCCUCAUCUAGUUGUGAUUGGUUUGCCAAUUAUCUCACCAACCGUGUCCAGCAAUUGAAGGUUGAAAACAUCAUGUCAGACCCAUUUAUUAUCUCUAAAGGUGUGCCUCAAGGCUCCAUCCUGGGGCCAACCCUUUUUUCUAUAUACAUCAAUGAUAUAGGCAGAGCUGCUGGCACCUCCCGGAUUCGUCUUUAUGCAGAUGAUACCAUUUUGUACUCAGUUGGAUCCUCUCCAAAUACUGCGGCUUCCAGUCUUAAACUCAGCUUCACCUCUAUAGAGCAGUUUUUUGACAAUCUCCACCUCCGUAUUUACACUAGUAAGACAAAAUGUAUUCUUUUUAGCCAAAAACCGGUUACCCAGACUCCACUUACAAUCACCUGCAUGAACGGUAUGUCUCUGGAGUAUGUCAAAAAAUAUAAAUAUCUAGGCAUUUGGUUGGAUUCAUCCCUGUCAUUCAACACACACAUCAAUAACCUUCAAACAAAAGUCAAAGCUAGGCUAGCCUUUCUUUUCCGCAAUAAAGUUUCCUUUACUUAUGCUACCAAAUGCACCCUUGUUAAGAUGACAGUACUGCCAAUUUUGGAUUAUGACGAUAUUAUCUACAGAAUGGCACCAAACACAGCCCUAAAAAAACUUGACACAAUUUAUCGUUCAGCCAUCCGUUUUGCCACUAAUGCACCCUUUCAGACUCAUCACUGUGACCUAUAUAAAAUGGGCUGGCCCUCCCUUCAUACCCGGCGACUCCAUCAUUGGUUUCUCUUCAUAUACAAGACAAUCCUGGGCAAGACACCUCUCUAUCUGUCAUCUCUUCUUCAUGCCGUUCAUAACACCUAUUACACAAGAUCAAGUAAUUUGAUUAAAUUUAGUACCCCUCCUACUUCUACUACUUUUGGACGUAAUGCCUUCCGCUUUGCAGCAGUAUAUGACUGGAACAUACUACAAAUACCCUGAAACUUACAUCUCUGAUACCAAUCUCCACCUAUAAGCAGAACCUUCAAAAUUAUAUAGUUGACUCUUGUUCCUGCUGACAAUCAUGAAUCAUAUUUAUAUACACAUACUUAAGCAUUUUACUGUUUUUCUUUUUCUCUUUUUUCUUUGUUGUUUAUCUUUUUUAAUUCAAUUGCUUGUUUUAUGUGUCGUUUUUGACUAUGUACAGUUGUACAGUAUGUUCCUAUUUAUUCCUGUAGCCUCUUGGACAGGUCAUGUUUGUAAAUGAGAAGUGGUUCUCAAACAGUUUACCUGGAUAAAUAAAGGAA
Cyprinus carpio (common carp) is the source of this 3772-nucleotide messenger RNA. RefSeq lists its product as uncharacterized. The record is from RefSeq and is a predicted model, not a curated record. The coding region runs from base 100 to 1488 and encodes 462 amino acids. Lineage: Eukaryota; Metazoa; Chordata; Actinopteri; Cypriniformes; Cyprinidae. The transcript has 8 exons.